Cercocebus atys (sooty mangabey) is the source of this 1460-nucleotide messenger RNA. Its product is annotated as mortality factor 4-like protein 1. Gene Ontology annotation, biological process: chromatin organization; regulation of DNA-templated transcription. Bases 59 to 1030 code for a protein of 323 amino acids. The transcript has a single exon. Lineage: Eukaryota; Metazoa; Chordata; Mammalia; Primates; Cercopithecidae. The record is from RefSeq and is a predicted model, not a curated record. Gene Ontology annotation, cellular component: NuA4 histone acetyltransferase complex; nucleus.
AGUAGGGGGUGGUAGUCGGGGGUGGUGGGAGAAGGAGGAGGCGGCGAAUCACUUAUAAAUGGCGCCGAAGCAGGACCCGAAGCCUAAAUUCCAGGAGGGUGAGCGAGUGCUGUGCUUUCAUGGGCCUCUUCUUUAUGAAGCAAAGUGUGUAAAGGUUGCCAUAAAGGACAAACAAGUGAAAUACUUUAUACAUUACAGUGGUUGGAAUAAAAAUUGGGAUGAGUGGGUUCCAGAGAGCAGAGUACUCAAAUACGUGGACACCAAUUUGCAGAAACAGCGAGAACUUCAAAAAGCCAAUCAGGAGCAGUAUGCAGAGGGGAAGAUGAGAGGGGCUGCCCCAGGAAAGAAGACAUCUGGUCUGCAACAGAAAAAUGUUGAAGUGAAAACAAAAAAGAACAAACAGAAAACACCUGGAAAUGGAGAUGGUGGCAGUACCAGUGAGACCCCUCAGCCUCCUCGGAAGAAAAGGGCCCGGGUAGAUCCUACUGUUGAAAAUGAGGAAACAUUCAUGAACAGAGUUGAAGUUAAAGUAAAGAUUCCUGAAGAGCUAAAACCGUGGCUUGUUGAUGACUGGGACUUAAUUACCAGGCAAAAACAGCUCUUUUAUCUUCCUGCCAAGAAGAAUGUGGAUUCCAUUCUUGAGGAUUAUGCAAAUUACAAGAAAUCUCGUGGAAACACGGAUAAUAAGGAGUAUGCGGUUAAUGAAGUUGUGGCAGGGAUAAAAGAAUACUUCAACGUAAUGUUGGGCACCCAGCUACUCUACAAAUUUGAGAGACCACAGUAUGCCGAAAUUCUUGCAGAUCAUCCCGAUGCACCCAUGUCCCAGGUGUAUGGAGCACCACAUCUCCUCAGAUUAUUUGUACGAAUUGGAGCAAUGUUGGCCUAUACACCUCUGGAUGAGAAGAGCCUUGCUUUAUUACUCAAUUAUCUUCACGAUUUCCUAAAGUACCUGGCAAAGAAUUCUGCAACUUUGUUUAGUGCCAGCGAUUACGAAGUGGCUCCUCCUGAGUACCAUCGGAAAGCUGUGUGAGAGGCACUCUCACUCACUUAUGUUUGGAUCUCCGUAAACACAUUUUUGUUCUUAGUCUAUCUCUUGUACAAACGAUGUGCUUUGAAGAUGUUAGUGUAUAACAAUUGAUGUUUGUUUUCUGUUUGAUUUUUAAACAGAGAAAAUAAAAGGGGUAAUAGCUCCUUUUUUCUUUUCUUUUUUUGCUGCCAGUGUUUUCAAUGAUGGACAACAGAGGGAUAUGCUGUAGAGUGUUUUAUUGCCUAGUUGACAAAGCUGCUUUUGAAUGCUGGUGGUUCUAUUCCUUUGACACUACGCACUUUUAUAAUACGUGUUAAUGCUAUAUGACAAAAUGCUCUGAUUCCUAGUGCCAAAGGUUCAAUUCAGUGUAUAUAACUGAACACACUCAUCCAUUUGUGCUCCUUUUUUUUUUUUUUUUUUAAUGGUGCUUAAA